Molecule: messenger RNA, 624 nt
Organism: Vitis riparia (riverbank grape)
Lineage: Eukaryota; Viridiplantae; Streptophyta; Magnoliopsida; Vitales; Vitaceae
Product: basic form of pathogenesis-related protein 1-like
Exons: 1
Coding region: 1-492 (163 amino acids)
Cellular component (GO): extracellular region
Source: RefSeq, a predicted model, not a curated record
AUGGUGGGUCUAGCCCAGACCCUCGUUUCUCAAGCCCAGAACACCCCUUGUGACUUCCUCCAGCUCCACAACGCGGCCCGCAGAGAGGUCGGGGUUGGACCCCUCAAGUGGGACCGCACCCUGGAGGCCUACGCUAAAGACUACGCCAAGCAGAGAUCAGGUGACUGCGAGCUCGUCCACUCCGGAGGACUCUACGGCGAGAACAUCCACUGGGGAUACGGUGGAGGUUAUACAGACGUAAAGGCCGCCAUGAAGUUCUGGCUUGACGAGAAGCAGUUUUAUGAUUACGAGAGCAAUAGUCGCAUGUUUGGGAAGGAGUGUUUGCAUUAUACACAGAUUGUGUGCAGGAAUUCGAAGCGCCUCGGCUGCGCCAGCGCAGCCUGCCCAGACGAGAGGGUGUUCUUCACCUGUAACUACGAUCCUCCCGGGAAUUUCCAUGGAGAAUGCACUUCUGGUUUUGGGUUUAGCUACAAAGUACACCGAAAUAAAUAACUUUUAUAAAAAAUGAAAUAAUUUUCUCCAUGUAUCAAACUAAAAAGGAGCAUGCAAAUUUGGAUGGAAUUAUCGAUGGCAUGAGGGCAUUGAUUGCUUAAAAAAAGGCACGUUGAUGCAUGCUUUUGAAUG